Cynoglossus semilaevis (tongue sole) is the source of this 3418-nucleotide messenger RNA. RefSeq names its product phosphatidylinositol-specific phospholipase C, X domain containing 2 (gene plcxd2). The coding region runs from base 409 to 1347 and encodes 312 amino acids. The transcript is spliced from 8 exons. Lineage: Eukaryota; Metazoa; Chordata; Actinopteri; Pleuronectiformes; Cynoglossidae. The record is from RefSeq and is a predicted model, not a curated record. Gene Ontology annotation, biological process: lipid metabolic process. Gene Ontology annotation, molecular function: phosphoric diester hydrolase activity.
CCAGCCAAUUAAAUAUACCGCAGUGUAACCUUUGUGUGCGCUUAGUGUUUGUGGGUGCGUUGUGGUUUUGCACGCGCGCGCACACACACACACACCAAGUUAUGGUUAAGGCAAAAAGCAGGAGCAGAACCCAGGUGGGAUUUGCCUGUAAGAGGAUUAUCCAAGUCGUUAACUAGUCUCCUCCGAAGAAAAAACGACGCACAGCGGCGUCAUACGGCGGAUUUAAUGGGUCGUCGUUAGAGUGGGGUCAGUGAAUUAGACCACGUUUAGAUGAUGUAGAAGUAAUGAAGUAUCCCAGGAUGCUCUUUGGUUGUUUUUACAUACUGGGACUGCACGGGGAUCUCCCACGAACAGUGUUUUUAUCCCGGAGAGCAGUUUCCUGAGAUUUGUUGACGGACUGACUCUGACAUGAAGACGCGACCUGCAGGACUCGGAACCAUCAACGCUGACUGGAUGGGUUCGCUCCCCUCCAAACUCAGUGCUCUACCCUUGAAACAGCUCGCGGUGCCAGGAUCCCAUGAUUCCUUCACCUUCUGGGUGGAUGUCCGUGCUCCAGUGGGUCCAGAUCAAAAAGUCUAUGUCAAAUACCUGGCCACUAUGUUCAGCAUGGUGGCCAAGAAAGUCAUGGUGAAGUGGUCAAUGACUCAGAAUCUGACAUUUAAGGAGCAGCUGGAUGCAGGAAUUCGCUACUUUGACCUGCGUGUUUCCUCAAAACCAGGGGAACCAGGGACUGAGAUUUACUUCAUUCAUGGACUCUUUGGACAUAAGGUGAGAGAUGGUCUAAAAGAAAUCAACUCCUUCCUGGAAGGACACAGGAAAGAGGUCGUGUUUCUGGACUUCAACCAUUACUACUCCAUGGGCACAGAGCAUCACGUGUACCUCAUCAGAAUGCUCCAGGACGUGUUUGGCAACAAGCUCUGUAAAAACUGCAUGGUGGAGAGCAUUACUCUGGAUUACAUGUGGGAGAAGAAAAACCAGGUUAUUGUGUUCUACCAUCAUCCCUCAGGUUGUGGCAACCCAGCUCUGUGGCCUGGCCACAAGAUCCCUGCUCCGUGGGCAAACACCACUGAACCCAACAAGCUCAUACAGUUCUUGCAAUCUACACUUAAGAAACGAGAGAAGCAGGGUUCCUUUCAUGUGUCCCAGGCCAUUUUGACACCCAGGGUCAACACUGUGGCCAAAGGCCUGCUCUGGGGUCUACGUAACUACCUGGUGGAGAGGUCAGUGGCAGCAGAUCUUUGUGUGUUGGAACACAAAUGUGACUUCAGUGAGGAACCUUCCCACCAUCAUGUCCUGGGUAGAGACUCAGAGGCCAGGGGUGGACGGGAUCAACAUCAUCACCUCUGACUUUGUGGAACUCACUGACUUUGCCAACAUUGUCAUCAGACUCAACAACCUGCUGUUGUCAGAAACGGAAAACCGGGCAAGAUGACACAAAGAAGCCUGAAAGACUGACGUCUUAGCUGGACAGUGUGUUUGGGGUCGAACGCUUGAUUGCUAAAUACAUGGGAAUUAAUAACACAUGACUAGUUUCACUAGAAAGUAUAAUGUGUGAUCAACAGGCCUGAUGAAAGACAUGAAGAUUUAAAACAUUAUUUGGAGGGCAUCAUUACACAGUGUUCACAACUUAAUACUAUUACAGUAUUAAAGUGAAUUGAAGUAUAUUCACAAAUCCAGCUUGUUUACAUUUCACUUCAAUCACAGUAAUAAUUACUGUGACCACUCUCCUCAGGAACACCCUUGGAUUUUUAACUGCAGACGUUCUUCUACUAAAGUGGAAGUUGUGGCAUUUGUUGGGACUUGUGUUGCUAUUCAAAGCUGAAUUAUGCAUUAAAACAAGCCCACUGUGCCAACACUUCUGGCGUGACUGUGGCAGGAAAAGCCAAACACGUGCAGGACUUGCGCCACAAGUCUCAUAAAACCUGGCUCCACAUAUACAUUAAACACACCUAUAAAUGUGAAUGUUUACAGGAUUUCUGCAGAAAUCUAAAUGGUGCAUGAUCACUGGCUGCAGGCUUCAUAGAACAGAUUAUACAAACUGUACACGUUAUAGAGGAAGGGCAGUGGUGGAAGAGGCAGGCCGAAGUAUUGUAGUCAGAGAUGUUUGUGUGUCAGUGUGCGUUCCCUCUGGGUGCAGUGAUUACUAUGUGUGACAUGGACGUGGGUGUAGUGACAGUUAACCUGCAUUCCAGUGGUCAAACAAGGGGAAAAGAAGAAGAGAGAGGGAGAGAGACAGUGAUUUAACACAACGUAGAAACAUUUGAUAAGUACACAGGAAACUGUGGGUGAACAGAUUGUUUUUUUUAAUCUUGUGAUUUUUAUGUGAGGAGUGUAAGGAGCACUGGUCAUCUGAGAAAAAAAAACGGAUCCUCUUACUCUUCCUUUUACUUUAUAACUUGAAUUUUCAAGGGAAAAUAAGACAGUCUGAUAUUUCCAAUUUAAUAUAUUGUAUAUUCCAUAGACAGUCUUUUUUUUCCAACAUUACUAUUCCCUUCUGGGCAGCACAAUUACAAAUGUAAACGUUGCAGUAUAGUCUCUAUAGCAACUAACUAAACAGGUCUUGACCUCAGCGUGCCCCAACCCCGAUGCCCCAGGCCCCUCCCCGUGACAUCCUCCGGUUACAGCAAACAGCAAAGACAGAAUGGCUUCUCACCAUAAAUCAGGAAAGGCUUUACUGGGUUUCGUCACAAAUUAAAUGUGGUUUGGUUUUCGGCCUUACACAAAUGAUGGUUAACUUCACUGCAGCAGUAAAACAAGAUUGAUUGAAAGUCUGGCCUAUAAAGAUAUUAUUGCAUGUCUGAAGUGCAGAAUGUGAAUAUUUACUAGACAGUGUUGACGUCACUUUACUACCAUUUUAAUUUGACACCAGGUUUUUGCCUUUUAAAUGCCUAAAGGUUUCCAGAUAAAACAAAUAUUAUUUUUUUAACCUUAUUAGAAAAUGUCUGCAACAUAAAAAAAAGUCACCUGACCAGAAAAAAAAAGUCACCUGUUGUUUUCUGUAGUAGAAGCUUGAUCAUGGUUUGCAUAGCAAACCAGUCCUGCAAAUUUGUUUUUGUUUCUGUGGGUGGCUGUACAAACAAAGCAGAGCAGGUUGGAUAGCUGACGUACAUAAAGAAGAGGACGGCUGACUAAAAUACUUGUAUGUGGAUUAUUCUAAACCUAUGAAAUGUAAUUUUUUGUAUGUAGACAUCCUUAUACACUAGUGUCGCCUCCUGAACCCUAGGGGUCUCUGUGACUUCUGAGUCUAUACUGGUGUAAUGAGCUGCAUCUUGGCACUGCCUACAAACUGGCUCCAGGUACUGGGCAGUUUCUCUUGGAGCUGAAUGUGCUGUCAGCCUGUUCACUGUUCUGUGGGUUCUGUUUGGCUGACUGCAGCUUUCCACAUUUCUGUUAAAUAAAUUGUCACUGUUAAAAGUAA